AUUUCCCAUAGUACGUGGGAUGCCAGUGUAAUCACACCCAUCAAAACGCAAACAUCAAAGGAUGCCCUCGCACGUGUCCUUUUUCAUCAUCACUGUAUGAAAUAUUAGUGCGCGCGCCCUCCCAUCAAACUGAAAUUCAGCUAUUUAAAUUCAAACUGUCCAGACGGUGGAACGUCGUUCGUUCCAUCACAGACUUUCGUUUCGUGGAAAAAAUAGAAGUGUUAUCCAGUUUCCGCCCAGUAGUGUGAUGUUGAGGCAAAGCUCUUUGAGAGUUUAGGAUUCGAACUGGGACUCGCAGGUGAAUUAUUUUUCACUCAUUAAAAAGUCUGAAUAAUAUUGCGGUCUCAAAAAAAGAAGAAGAAAAAAAGAAGCUGGAUGUAACGAGUUUCAAGGCGGGAAAGGUGGUGGAAAAUAAAUUCACACAUUGAAAAUCUACGCGUCACAUAUGCUGGAAGUUUUAGAAAUUCAGCUCCUUUUUGUUGGCAAAAUAUUAGGCUAACCAAUGAACCAAGAUGUAGGUGCAUCUCUCGGGAAUAAAUAACCGGUGGAAAGAAAACCAUAAUGCUUCAAGUGGCAGGAUGUUCUUUUAACUUUUUCAAUAGACGCGGCUCAUAGACGCCACCUGCUGUUCAGAAGCGGUAGUGCGUGGAAAAUGGAUAGCUACUGGGAGCCGGGAAUGAACGAUAUUAUAGUAAGCCACUACAACCACUCCGGAAAGUGGGGGAGACCAAAAAGUGCUGGUACUUGCAAGACAGCCUUCCUGCUUUUUAUCUGCAUCCUUAUAGUUUUGGAGAACGUAACUGUUUUACUUGCCCUAUGGCGCAACAAGCGUUUCCACAGCCGCAUGUAUUUUCUCAUUGGCAACCUGGCUCUAUCAGACUUGCUAGCUGGAGUGGCGUACGUGGUAAACAUUUUCACCUCUGGCAGAAAUACUUAUUUCCUCAGUCCUGGCCAAUGGCUGUUGCGAGAAGGAAGCAUGUUUGUAGCCUUAAGCGCCUCUACCUUCAGUUUGCUAGCCAUUGGAAUUGAGCGCCACAUGACCAUGGUUCGUUUACGUCCAUGCGAGGUUGCGGGAAGGGGGAGGUUACUAGCCCUGCUUGGGGCCUGCUGGGCUGUUUCGGUACUGCUCAGCGCUUUGCCCAGCCUCGGCUGGAACUGUUUGGACCGAAUGCACACUUGCUCCACUGUACUACCACUCUACGACAAAAGCUACAUAGCCUUCUGCAUCAGUGUCUUCACGGCCCUACUAGCGGCCAUUGUGGUACUCUACGUGCGAAUCUACAAGCUGGUAACAUCCAGUGGCCGAAGAGUGAGUUCCAGACCAUCGGAGCGCUCACUCGCACUCCUACGCACGGUAGUGAUAGUGCUAGGGGUGUUUGUUGCCUGUUGGUCUCCUCUAUUUCUACUACUACUCCUGGAUGUGGGAUGCAGUCCAGGGCAGUGCCCAGUGCUGUACCAGGUGGACUGGUUCAUCGCCUUGGCGGUACUCAACUCCGCCCUCAACCCCCUCAUCUACACGCUGUCUAGCCGUGAGAUGCGAACCGCAUUCUUCCGUGUACUGUGCUGCUGCUGCUGUAACACGCCACUAGACUCCAUGCCCACAACAGCAGGAACAGCGCUCCCUGGAAUGGUCAUCGCCACUGCGGAGAACAGCAAGUCAAGUAUGGCCGGGAUAGCUUGUGUGGCAGGCAAGUCUAACCUGAUGCUAAGUAAAGUGCCCACUCCAGCAAACUCACACCACCAGCACAGUGACACAUUGCCACCUGCUGUGACACACCAAUCAGGGCCAGGUGACCUGCUGUCUGCUGUGCUGGUUAAAGCAGCGGCUCUUCCAUCAUUGGGAAAGUUCUGAAACAUUUUGGUAAAGAUACUACAGAAGUGCACACUACAGUGCUGGAUUUCAUGUCAGGAUUUCCUAAGAUGUUUGGUGAUGGAUCCUGAACAAUAUGUUUGGCCAUCACUCUACACUUCGAUAUCAAAUGGACAACAGACCCAAUCAAAGUGUGAUUAAACAAAUGCUGACCAAAGGAUAUAAAAACUGAAUUUACUUCUACGUGUAUUAAUAUUUAUGAAACUGACCAUGUGCUGUGAGCACAUAAAAUAGAGCCACUACAGAAUAUAAUCACUCAAAAUGCUAAGGCGUGCAAUCUUUUAUCUAAGUAAUCAUAUUUGCAAAGCAGUAUAUUCGUUUUUAUGAAUGAAAAUGCCUUAACAGUAUUAUAUGCAUUAUGAAACUCUGUAUGACUUACCUUUAACGUAUUUCUUCACAGUUCAUUACCCUAACGGACAAGAACAUUUUGAAUAGUUUGCUAUUUUUGCUAUUACACAAGUUAGCUUUAUAAACAACAAAUUGAAUGUUUUAAAGAGUGACAAACUGAUUAGAAUGUGGAUGUUUACGGUUAAUAUUCUGUGGAUGGGUUUACAUGGCAGAUGUUAAAGGAAUAGCUUACCCAAUAAUUACACUAACUGUAUAUUAUUUACUCACCAUCAUGUUUUGAACUGACAUCAAUCACCAUUCAGUUUAAUUGUAUAGAAAAGAGCAGCGUCAACAUUACUCAAUAAUUCUGACAGGAAGUCAUAUGGGUUUGGAAAUGUUUCAUUUUUGAGUAAACUUUAUUUUAGGGAGCUAUCUGACAGAAACUAUGUAAGAUGAGAUAGUUCCAUUGUGAAUGUGUUUGAACUUUUGAUUGUUUUGAG
This is a messenger RNA of Xyrauchen texanus (razorback sucker), 2697 nucleotides long. Its product is annotated as sphingosine 1-phosphate receptor 3-like. Gene Ontology annotation, molecular function: sphingosine-1-phosphate receptor activity. NCBI's taxonomy places the organism in Eukaryota, Metazoa, Chordata, Actinopteri, Cypriniformes, Catostomidae. The coding region runs from base 653 to 1852 and encodes 399 amino acids. Gene Ontology annotation, cellular component: membrane. The transcript is spliced from 2 exons. The record is from RefSeq and is a predicted model, not a curated record. Gene Ontology annotation, biological process: G protein-coupled receptor signaling pathway.